AUGCCCAUUAGCAUUGAGACCCGCCGGAAGAGAUUAUCUGAUUUAGUGUGGAAAUCAAUCAAAGAUCUCUGCGAAGAACGCCAUUUCUCAAAGGAAGAGAGCAAAUAAGUAUGAAGAAAAUGCUAGAAGAGUUGUUAAGCCCUACCUAGCACAAAUGAAAGUGGUCGAGAAACCUAGUAGAAGGUCUCCCCUUAAAGUUACUACUCUAAAGAAUAAUACAACCAAAGGUGGCUCAGUAGAGCGGGAUUCUUCCAAGUUAUCCAAGCCGAAUGAUCCUUGAUUAGAAAUUAUUCCUAAAAUGUCAGUUAAGCUUUCUUCGAGGUCUAAAAUUCUACGGAAGAAUCGUUUAAGAAACUCCUCAAUGCAGUCCCUUGAUGCUAAGAAGCCCCUUGUGAAGAACAGAAGCAGAACAAGCUCUAAAAAAAGAGCCAUUGUUCCUAAAGUUACAAAUUCAGACGAAGCUGAGGAUAACUUCCCAGCCAUUUAUGAAAGGAGCAAGAAGACACAAAAAUAUUCAGAGAGAAAGUUCAGAAGGAUCAAAAGAAAGCCUAAGGCUCAGGUAUCUAAUUCUCAGAAUAAGAUCGACAUCACUUGUAACAACAACUUAUAUCAAAUAAAUCAGUUCAAUGUGAAAAUUGUCAAUUCAGACUCUUCAAGAGAGUCGAAGAGGUCUGUUAUCAGAGAGAAUAGGACUCCGUCGAAAUCAAGGAAGUUGUACCACCUUGGAUCCCAGACUAAGAAUACUAGAAAUAUCAUCAAGAACCCUGAUUCUAAUGCAAGUGCAUUGCAUGAUUGUUUAGAUGAUAAUAAAGCAAGGAGGGACUUAUUCUCCCAAAAUAGAUUUAGUCAAGAAGAUCCGUACCCAGCCUGCCAGAAGAAAACCAGCCAACCUUAGUGUGUCAAGAGAGAGGAAAGCUUCUACUAAGCUUGGAGACUUAACCUCGACAAAUAGUAGC
Moneuplotes crassus is the source of this 956-nucleotide messenger RNA. The record is from the annotation of a GenBank genome assembly. NCBI's taxonomy places the organism in Eukaryota, Ciliophora, Spirotrichea, Euplotida, Euplotidae.